This is a messenger RNA of Trichoderma virens Gv29-8, 1353 nucleotides long. RefSeq lists its product as uncharacterized. Bases 1 to 1353 code for a protein of 450 amino acids. The transcript has a single exon. The record is from RefSeq and is a predicted model, not a curated record. NCBI's taxonomy places the organism in Eukaryota, Fungi, Ascomycota, Sordariomycetes, Hypocreales, Hypocreaceae. Gene Ontology annotation, molecular function: deaminase activity. Gene Ontology annotation, cellular component: cytosol.
AUGCGACAUUGCGCAAUCCUCUUUGGAGCUCUUAGGAUUUCGGACAUCUUUGUCAACGCAGCUUCAACUCUUCUUUCCGGUGGGACAAUCAUCGCAUGGGAUGACAGCGCAUAUUAUCUAAAAAUAAUCCGAAAUGGUUCAGUCCUAGUGACAGAUGAUUAUAUUGCAUCUGUGAACACAAGUCCUCGACCGUCUGAACUGCCGUUGGGAACGAAAGUGAUCGACAUAGCAAAUCAAAUACUGACUCCCGGAUUUAUUGAUACCCACCGCCAUGGAUGGCAAACGGUAUUCAAGACAAUUGGUUCAAAUACAUCUCUUACUGAAUACUUUAGUCGCUAUGGGGAGUUCUUUGCAGCCGAUAAAUUCACCGCCGACGAUGUAUAUAUCAGCCAACUUGCUGGCCUAUAUGAGGCCAUGAACGGUGGAGUGACAACUCUUCUUGAUCACGCCUCACACACUUGGUCUGCAAGCACAUCUUACGCUGGAUUCAAUGCAUCAAUUGAGAGCGGGGCUCGAGUCUUUUGGGCGUUUGCUUUUCACAACACCACGUCUCUGAACUACACUAUAUCCGACCAGAUUUCAACUUUUCGAGAAAUGGCCGAAAACAAAGAAGCGCUAGUGAGAGAUUCUCCUACUGAACUCGGUGUUGCCUAUGACGCCUGGGGGCCUAACCCAAAUCUCAACGAGGCUCGGGGUAUCGCAGAGCUCAUCAAGGAAUUUAAUGUUUCGGUCAUGACAACGCACUCCCUUGCCGGACCAUGGGGUAUAAGCAAUCUUCCAAGCGAAGUUCAGCAUUUUGGCAUUUUGAACGGCACCGUCCCCAUCGUCUUUUCUCAUUCAAGCUUCAUCACUGCGGAUGAUUUGCAACUACUUCGUUCUACCAACCAGUAUAUAUCCAUCACAGCUGAGUCAGAGAUGCAGUACGGACAUGGCCAUCCUCAUUCCUACGAGGUACAAGACCAAGCAGCACUUGGUAUUGAUACUCAUUUCACCUAUUCGUCAGAUAUUUUGACACAGGCUCGAAUUUGGCUGCAGUCUGCAAGGCUUUAUUAUUAUAAUCAGGUGUUGGACAACUGGCACGUCCCGACCUAUUCUCCCAUGACAGUCAACCAAGCAUUCCUGCUAGCUACUCGGUCUGGAGGGCUAGCCCUUAGACGGCCUGAUCUUGGUGUCAUCAAGCGUGGUGCCAAGGCCGACUUGGUAGUUUGGGAUGCUGAAAACUCGCCUUCAAUGCUCGGAUGGGAGGAUCCCGUUGCGGCAAUUAUUUUGCACGCGAACGUCGGCGACGUUCUGCACGUAAUGAUUGAUGGCAAAAUUGUCAAAAGAGAUGGCAAAAUUGUCAGCAACGAUUAG